GCGGCCAGCUACCUCCACAUCCCCCGUCUGAUCCAGAUAGCCCAGAUCAAAAUCGCACUAUAUCUGCGCGCGGUAUGCGGCAGCCAAGCAGGAGAGCUCACACCACAUUAGGUGGUGAUCGUCACGGUGGUGCUCUGCGUGCAGGAGAGUAGCCCUUCGGAGAUCGCCAUCUUGGUCAACAAGGCGAAGGUGUGUGUGCGUGCACGGGAAGGCACACAUACACACUCAUUCGCCUGUGGGAAUGAAUGUCUGCUCAGGCUGUUUCUGUGGGGGCGUCGCCAGAAGAUGGCGGCCAGGUGAAGAGAUCGGCCGAGGGCGAGGCCAAGGGGGCGUCGGGCAGCGGCAGGCAGCCGGGUCUCAGGCAGCCCUUGCUCGCCUUCGCCUCCAUACCGGUACGUGCGUAAAGCAAUCAGGCAGGCAGGCAGGCAGAUACACGACACGCGCCCAAACUCGUCCUUCGAUCUGCUCGGUGUGUGUCUUGGGUCCGUCUUUCGUCACUCAGUAUGACGUGCUGGCUUUGACGUUGGCGUUGCUGCCCCUAGACCUCCUCUCUGCUGCGGCAGGCGCCUCGCUCACGCCCGUCGACACUCGAGAGUGGGAGGUGCUGGCCGCCAACUACACCCACCUCAUCAUCGACCACGACGACGCCAGUGCGACCUUCUUCGAGAAGCUCUCCUUCGCGGCGGCUUACGAGUGGGGCAGACGGCUGCCGCACCUCAGGAGCAUCACAGUGCGCCAUCCCCGCCUGCUGGCGGCAUGGUGUCUUCGUGUCGUCAUCGGCAUCGUGGAGGGCCACGCAGAGGCGCGGGCAGCACUGGUGGCGGGGCGGCGGGAGGAGGGGCGGAUACCUGAGGGCUCACUCGAGAGCAUCACCUUCGAGCCAGACGAGGACCAUGAGGAGGACAUAGAGCAGGCUGACAAGGACAGCGAGAGCUUCAGGGAGGACCAUGAGUUGCCCCCCGACGAGCUAGAGUCUGAGUCUACGCAAAAGGCGAGAGCGGGUAUCAACAAGGCCCUGUCGCUGCUGCCCCGUCCCUCCACCCCAUCCCCGUAUCUGCCAGCCGUCAGGAGCAUCGUCGGCCUAGCCAAGGACCACAACGCAAUGGCCGACCGAGAGUGGCAGACGCCUGCUCUCGAGAUGGUGACUGAGACUGUGGUGACCGAGCAUGAUUGCGUCCAUGGAGUGGCCUACGGUCUGGACAUGACCACACUGGGCAAGAUCAUCCAGACAUCCGAGCGGCUGCAGGAGCUAGUGGUGACGAUGGAACCUGACCCCUUGGCGGAUGCCCUGUCCAUGGUCCCACUGGUGGCAGUGGGGGAGGGGGGGAGACUGGUGGGGCGGCUGGCCGGCCUGAGAUCGAUCGGCACACUGCUGAUCGACGGUACGGAGAGUCAAGACGCAGGACUGACGCGGCUCAAGGUACCAGCCGAGCAGGCACAUUCAUUGACGUGAAUGUGAUUGAUGCCGUUAAUGUACAGAGCGUGCUGCUGGAACGCGGGUGUCGAUCGUUCGAGUGCCUCAGUGUGGAGUUCUGUCCCGUGAAGGCAAUCGCAUGGCCAUGGAUGGGAGGGCCGCUCUUCGCCACCAUCAGCGCGCUGGAGUCCUUCCAGAAGGCGCUCGGAGGCCCUCCCGUCGCUUUCAGAACUCCCCCACCCCCCACGGCAUUCGUACUCCAAGGACACAGCGACACCUUCUUCCUGCGAGACCUCCUGGACGUGCCCGAUAGCCCCUCCCCUCUCUUCGUAGAGACGCUGCAGCAUCUCGCCAGGAGGACGCGGAAGGUGGAGAUCUGUUUCAGCCCCCAGCAGCUGCUCGACUACCACCACCGACACGGCGCCAUCCGACCUGCAGUCCAUCGUGUCGCCAACAGCCUGAUCUUCUGCACCGACAGGAAGACGUUUGUCGAGAUCUACCAGUGGAGUGGUUGGGAUGGUGCUGAUGCGACGGCGGCCAUACGGGGGCUCGUCGCGUAUCUCCUCCAAUUACUGUGGGCAAGAUCAAGAUAAUUGGCAACCUGUCAGGUGCCGAAGCUGUGGUCGGGGAAAAGACAAGGGGGCUGCAGAGCUACAGGGUGAUCCUGGC
Molecule: messenger RNA, 2083 nt
Organism: Vitrella brassicaformis
Lineage: Eukaryota; Vitrellaceae
Source: the annotation of a GenBank genome assembly